UUUUAUUUAGGGUGCUUUUCAAGUAUGAGUUGAGAGAGUAGCCUCCCUUACAUUGGUCAGCCGGGUGUUCAUAUUUGUAAACAAUUAGUGGAAAACAGAGCGUUGUAAAUAAAUGCUCAUCGGUGAAAGUGUGGAACGUGGCACGGCUCUACAUUAGAGUCUAAUGGCCACACGCCAGUGAACUGCCACGCAUCACGGCCAUCAGCUGAACACUGUAGUGUACGCAGUGUCACCUACCAAUCUGUAUCACACGACCUCAAUAAGGUUUAUCGUACUGACCUCGGACGAAUUAGAUAACUGUCAACUUAUCUUCAACCUUUCUCAACAGACGUAUUAUGAAUGAUCAGCUAGUGGGUGCGUGUUUCUGUGAAAGUUACGCUGGAGCUUGUGUUAUCAACAUCAUUCCAAGUCGGAGUGGACUGUCUUGUCGAGGACAGAUCGUGAAAAACGGGUUUGCAAACAUCUCACACAUAGUUUGAGUUUGUGUCGAGCGAUUUCCAUUAUGUCCAGCAAGCGUCCUGCCACAUUUGUACCCGGCUUCCAUGAUGAAGAGCUUUGUUCCAAAAUGCGCUACAAUACCUUUGGAGAUACAGGACUUGAAGUAUCAGUAUUAAGCCUUGGUGCGUCGUCCCUGGGCAGCGUGUUCCGUUCCACCAAAGAGGAGGAAUCUAUUGAGGUGGUUCGCAAGGCUCUGAGGAGUGGCAUCAAUGUUGUAGACGUGGCACCCUGGUAUGGCCAUGGCAAGGCGGAAACUGUCUUGGGGAAGGCCCUGAAGGGCAUCCCCAGGAAAGCUUACUACAAGUGUUUUACUUUUUGUCGGUACCUGCCUGAGCCGGACCAGAUGUUUGACUUCAGUGCUGAGAGAACCAUACGGAGUGUGGAUGAGAGUCUCAUCGAUAUUAUACAGGUGUAUGGGAGGCUGGGUGUGGACUACAUCGAUAUUAUACAGAUCCAUGAUAUGGAGUUUGCUGACAACCUUGACAUUGUGAUCAACGAAACCCUGCCAGCAUUACAGAAGGUCAAGGAAGCUGGGAAGGCCAGAAUGAUUGGCAUCACUGGAUAUCCUCUAGAAAACUUCAGGACAGUGCUGGAGAAGAGUACGGUGAAGAUAGACAGUAUACUGACCUACUGCCGAGGAUCUAUGAAUGAUAACUCCCUUGCAGAAUAUAUUCCAUACUUUGAGUCUAAAGGUAUUGGGAUUCUGAAUGCCUCACCAAUCAGUAUGGGUCUGUUGUCGGACCGCGGCGCCCCAUCUUGGCACCCGGCAUCCCAGGAUCUCAAGGAUACCUGUGCUGCAGCAGCAGCCUACUGCAAGGAGAGGGGAGUGGAUAUAUCUCGUCUUGCCAUGGACUUCACCUUGUCUCAGCCACAAUACCACUCCACUCUGGUCAGCACUGCCAGUUUGCAAAACCUACAGAAGAACAUUGACUCCGUGUACACUCCGCUCAGUGACCUGGAGAAGAAGACACAGCAAGAAGUAAUGGAGAAGUUCAUGAAGCCGCUGAACAACAAGAACUGGGAGGGCGUGGAGGUCGCAGAAUACCGGGCAUCUUUGAAAAGCCAGUCUGGUUGAAGCUUGAGGUGCUCAGCUCAGAAGAUGCAUCACAACAUGUAGGGAGAUGUUGGGAUUGUUAUACACAAUGCAAUAUUUGAGUGACAUCAUACACAUUUUGAUACUGUACUAACAACGAGUAUUGAAUCAAUAGGGUAAUAAUAUGGUUACAUAUUGUGGUGCUUUUUGUACUGUUUUUGUGUCGAAUUCUAGUUUUUCAGUCAACCUGAAUGACAGGAGAGAAGCUAGUUAUAAUUUUGUCUGGUCAAGGCAGCUGUUGACAAACUGUUUUCUCCACUGCUUAUCUAGUCUUCUAAAAGUUCUCUGCAAUAAGAGUAAGCAUUUUCGCUUAUGAUGGGCAUGAAGGUAACUCCAGCUUAGGCUGUUAUUAAGACUGAAGGGGUCGUUAUCGGCACGGGUAUUACUAGUGUUGGGAAUCGGAAACCAAA
This is a messenger RNA of Haliotis rubra (blacklip abalone), 2001 nucleotides long. Its product is annotated as L-galactose dehydrogenase-like. Lineage: Eukaryota; Metazoa; Mollusca; Gastropoda; Lepetellida; Haliotidae. Gene Ontology annotation, molecular function: L-galactose dehydrogenase activity. The record is from RefSeq and is a predicted model, not a curated record. The transcript is spliced from 11 exons. Gene Ontology annotation, cellular component: cytosol. Bases 503 to 1573 code for a protein of 356 amino acids.